Molecule: messenger RNA, 2022 nt
Organism: Cutaneotrichosporon oleaginosum
Lineage: Eukaryota; Fungi; Basidiomycota; Tremellomycetes; Trichosporonales; Trichosporonaceae
Biological process (GO): secondary metabolic process
Molecular function (GO): CoA-ligase activity
Source: RefSeq, a predicted model, not a curated record
CCCUCCCCCUCUCCCGCCACGAGCCCUCGCCGCUGCAGACGCAGAUGCAGGCCCGUAUCUGAGCCAAGCCCGGCCCGGCUCUGUGGUUCCGAGAUUUUGUGCCCGGCCCACUGCCGAUCUCUCCCCGAACCGACCUUCUUGAGCAUUCUUUGAGGAUGGAAGUCUCGUACCAUCACACACAUCAUGGCGACGACGACAGCAUCCAAGACGCGCACGAUUGAGGAGUGCGACGCGCUCCUCACGGCGCCGGGCAUGCCGUUCGAGAUGGUUGAGAUGGACAUUGAGGGGCGGCGCAUGCGUGCAUGGAAGAACACCCCUCCAUCCUUCCGCGCCUACCUCAUUCCGAAAUUCAAGGAGUUUGCCGAGCGCCAGAUGAUUUCGUCCCCGCUCCCUCACCCCGCCGAGUACGACGCGCGCGAGCGCCUCACCUACGCGGAGGUGUAUCAGCUUGCACUGAGCUACGCGGCAUGGAUGCGUGGCCUGGGGGUGGUUGCCGGCGACCGCGUGGCUGUGGGCGGGCGGAAUUCGACCGGAUGGCUCGCCACAUGGGUCGGUGUGCACCUGCUCGGCGCUGUCCCCGUGCUCCUUAACGACCUUCUCACGGACGAUGCGCAGACGCACUGCCUCGGCAUCACGAACCCCAAGCUUGUGCUGGUGGAUGAGGCGCUCGCGGCCAAGGUCGGCCCGCUGCGCGCCGAGCUGUCCAAGCGCAACGUCGGCGCCGUGUACUGCUGGUCGAGCGUGGACCACCUGUCCAGCACGGCGCGCGCCGGUGUCACCGCGAUCGACCUCUCGGCCGCGCGCCAGGCAGACAAGGACGCAAUCCACUCUGGUGUCGGCGGCGGUCUCGAGGGCCUGCACCAGUUCUCGGAUGGCUGCAUCUUCUUCACGUCGGGCACGACGGGAUACCCGAAGGCGGUGAUCUCGACGCAGCGGGCCGGGCUGCACAACGUCAUCUCGGCGCUUGUGUCUCCCGCACGAAUGUUCCUCCGCAUGGGCCUGUCCGUCGCCGAGAUGGGUGCGAUGAUGAGCGCGCCCGCGCCGCAGAGCGUGUCCCUCAUUUCCAUUCCCCUCUUCCAUGUCACGGGCAACCUCGCCAGUCUGCUCGGCACAAUCGGCAAGGGCGGCAAGAUGGUGUUCCAGCGCAAGUGGAGCGUCAAGGAUGCCGUCAAGCUCAUCCUCGAAGAGAAGGUGACGAGCAUCGGCGGCGUCCCUGCGAUCGCGACGGCGAUCCUGCAGAGCCCCGACCUGCCGAAGGACUACCAGUUCGCGGCGGUGAGCUACGGCGGUGCACCCCCGCCCUCGCGCCUCGCGCAUGAUCUCAAGAGCCGCUUCCCCGCCGCCUUCGUCGGCCAGGGCUGGGGCAUGACGGAGACCAACGCCGUCGUGUGCCACCUCAGCGGGCCAGACUACGUCGCGAAGCCGACGAGUGUCGGCGCGCCCAUCCCCAUCUGUGACAUCAAAAUCGUGGACCCCGAGACGCGCCGCGAGGUGCCCCGCGGCUCGUUCGGCCUCCUCCUCUCCCGCGGCGAGGGCAACAUGCGCGAAUACCUCAACAACCCCAAGGCGACGGCGGAGACGAUCGAUGCUGAGGGCUACGUCGACACGGGCGACAUGGGCCACAUUGACGAAGAGGGCUUCCUGCACCUCGGCGACCGGAUGAAGGACAUUAUCAUCCGCGGCGGCGAGAACAUUGCUUCGGCCGAAGUCGAGAACGCGCUCGCGCUCGACGACCGCCUGGCCGAGGUCGCGGCCGUCAGCGUGCCGGACGACGUGCUUGGCGAGCGUGUCGGCGCCAUCGUGUCGCUCGCGCCCGGCGCCUCCGCCACCGAGGAGGACGUGCUCGCUGCAGUCUUCCCGCGCCUCAGGUAUCCCGCGCGCCCCGUCAUCGUCGUUGUCCACCCCGAGCCGCUCCCGCGCAACGCGAACGGUAAGAUCGUCAAGACCGACUGCCGCAAGAUCGUGCGUGACAUCUACGCGUCCCGGCCCAAGAUCCACGACGCACCGCGCGCCAAGCUUUAA